AUGUUCUUGAGCGCCUGCACGGGGGCGAGAGAGAGCAGAGUGGUCCUGGGUCUGGAGCUCCACAGGGGGGUGAGAGAGAGCAGAGUGGUCCUGGGUCUGGAGCUCCACAGGGGGGUGAGAGAGAGCAGAGUGGUCCUGGGUCUGGAGCUCCACAGGGGGGUGAGAGAGAGCAGAGUGGUCCCGGGUCUGGAGCCCCACAGGGGGGGUGAGAGAGAGCAGAGUCCUGGGUCUGGAGCUCCACAGGGGGGGGUGAGAGAGAGCAGAGUGGUCCCGGGUCUGGAGCUCCACAGGGGGGUGAGAGAGAGCAGAGUCCUGGGUCUGGAGCUCCACAGGAGGGUGAGAGAGAGCAGAGUGGUCCUGGGUCUGGAGCUCCACAGGGGGGUGAGAGAGAGCAGAGUGGUCCUGGGUCUGGAGCUCCACAGGGGGGUGAGAGAGAGCAGAGUGGUCCUGGGUCUGGAGCUCCACAGGGGGCGAGAGAGAGCAGAGUGGUCCUGGGUCUGGAGCUCCACAGGGGGCGAGAGAGAGCAGAGUGGUCCUGGGUCUGGAGCUCCACAGGGGGGUGAGAGAGAGCAGAGUCCUGGGUCUGGAGCUCCACAGGGGGGUGAGAGAGAGCAGAGUGGUCCUGGGUCUGGAGCUCCACAGGGGGCGAGAGAGAGCAGAGUGGUCCUGGGUCUGGAGCUCCACAGGGGUGAGAGAGAGCAGAGUGGUCCUGGGUCUGGAGCUCCACAGGAGGGUGAGAGAGAGCAGAGUCCUGGGUCUGGAGCUCCACAGGGGGGUGAGAGAGAGCAGAGUGGUCCUGGGUCUGGAGCUCCACAGGGGGCGAGAGAGAGCAGAGUCCUGGGUCUGGAGCUCCACAGGAGGGUGAGAGAGAGCAGAGUGGUCCUGGGUCUGGAGCUCCACAGGGGGGUGAGAGAGAGCAGAGUCCUGGGUCUGGAGCUCCACAGGGGGGCGAGAGAGAGCAGAGUCCUGGGUCUGGAGCUCCACAGGAGGGUGAGAGAGAGCAGAGUGGUCCCGGGUCUGGAGCUCCACAGGGGGUGA
Knipowitschia caucasica is the source of this 1038-nucleotide messenger RNA. Lineage: Eukaryota; Metazoa; Chordata; Actinopteri; Gobiiformes; Gobiidae. The record is from the annotation of a GenBank genome assembly.